This is a messenger RNA of Plasmodium vivax (malaria parasite P. vivax), 324 nucleotides long. RefSeq names its product thioredoxin, putative. NCBI's taxonomy places the organism in Eukaryota, Apicomplexa, Aconoidasida, Haemosporida, Plasmodiidae. Gene Ontology annotation, molecular function: protein-disulfide reductase activity. The annotation marks the transcript as partial. The transcript is spliced from 4 exons. The record is from RefSeq and is a predicted model, not a curated record.
GAAAUAAACAAAAUUGACGACUACCUCCAGAAAGUUCAGUCGGGAAAGCUGGUGGUCGCCCAGUUCGGAGCGUCCUGGUGUGCGCCCUGCAAGAAGAUGAAGCCACUGGUGAAGAAACUGGGGGAGGAGAACGAAGACGUCGAAUCGCUGUAUGUGGACAUUGAUGAGCUCCCGGAGCUCGGAGAGAACGAAGACAUAAACGAACUGCCAACCGUUCUGCUGCGAAAAAAUGGAAAGUACCUCGAUAAAGUUGUGGGGAUGAAUGAGGAGCAGGUCCUCCGCGCAGUGAGCGCGCACAGGGCCCCCAAGGAGGCGGACGCCUGA